This is a messenger RNA of Cotesia glomerata, 534 nucleotides long. RefSeq lists its product as uncharacterized. The transcript has a single exon. NCBI's taxonomy places the organism in Eukaryota, Metazoa, Arthropoda, Insecta, Hymenoptera, Braconidae. The coding region runs from base 1 to 534 and encodes 177 amino acids. The record is from RefSeq and is a predicted model, not a curated record.
AUGCAUUGUCUCAAAGUAAGGAAAAAUAUCUUUUCAACUUCUAUAAGGAAAUUACUAGUAUCAGCAACCAUCUUACCACUCGUUGACUAUUGUUCCGUUGUAUUGGUCGACUCAACUUCUGAUAACAAUUUAAAACUACAACGUGCGAUUAACUGCUCUAUCAGAUUUAUUUUUAAUCUCAAAAAAGAUGAGCACAUUACACCUUUCAGACGUGAGCUGGGAUGGCUGUCUGUAAAGUAUCGCCGAAUGUACUACAUGAGCUGUUAUUUUUACAAGUUACUUCAAGUUGAAAAGCCCAAGUACUUACGAGAGCUAUUCAUUGAAGACAUUGAUGUUAGACGUUCCAAUAGACUAGCAGCUAAAAAACAUACUUCCUUCAAGAUACCUCAUUUUGCUACCACCUAUAUGGAACACUCAUUCUUGAUCUCCGUGAUUCGUCUGUGGGAAGAACUACCAGAAGAAAUCGUAAACUCAAGUAGCAGUGAAGUCUUCAAAAAUAAAGCUUUUGACUAUUUGCUAAAUUUAGACAGUUAA